Molecule: messenger RNA, 5842 nt
Organism: Trichomycterus rosablanca
Lineage: Eukaryota; Metazoa; Chordata; Actinopteri; Siluriformes; Trichomycteridae
Product: FERM and PDZ domain-containing protein 4-like
Exons: 16
Coding region: 23-5668 (1881 amino acids)
Cellular component (GO): cytoskeleton
Molecular function (GO): protein binding
Source: RefSeq, a predicted model, not a curated record
ACAAGAUUCUCAGAUCGGCUGUAUGGAUGUGUUUGGAUUCUCAAAGAUGGCUAAACUGUCGGGUCAUAAGAACAAAUCCUCGGGCUGGCCUCCACCCUCAGGCAGCUGGGUCGGACUGCAGGGAUCUGCGUCCUGCGAAUGGGACACAGCCUCUGCACGUGACACCAGGGAUGCCUUCAGCAAUCACCCGUCUAAGAGCAGUUCUUUGGAGGAGGUGCGUGUGGAUGGAGUUCAGGCCCUUCCUCCUGCUCCUCGCCGAAUCGAAAUGAGGAGAGAUCCAGUAUUGGGGUUCGGCUUUGUAGCUGGAAGUGAAAAACCUGUAGUGGUUCGCUCUGUCACACCAGGAGGCCCAUCAGAAGGAAAGCUGAUUCCCGGGGACGAGAUCCUAAUGAUUUAUGAUGAGGAGGUUGCCACAGCACCGAGAGAGCGAGUCAUUGACCUCGUCAGAAGCUGCAAGGAAUCCAUCCUGCUGACUGUAGUUCAACCAUUUCCAUCACCCAAAUCAGCCUUUAUCAGUGCAGCCAAGAAAGCCAAGCUGAAAUCAAACCCAGUUAAAGUGCGAUUUGCUGAGGAGGUCAUCAUCAACGGGCAGCUAACGGACACUGGCAAGGACAGCUCUCUGCUCUUCAUGCCCAAUGUUCUGAAGGUGUACCUGGAGAACGGACAGACCAAGUCGUUUCGCUUCAACAACAGCACGUCCAUUAAGGAUGUCAUCAUGACGCUACAGGAGAAGCUUUCUAUCAAGUGCAUUGAGCAUUUCUCUCUAGUGCUGGAACAGAGGAUGGAGGACAUGAGCAGCAGGCUGUUGCUCCUGCAUGAACAGGAGAUGCUAAUUCAGGUUACGCAGAGACCAGAGUCACACAAGAUGAAAUGCUUUUUCAGAAUCAGCUUCGUUCCUAAGGAUCCAAUCGACCUUCUCAGAAGGGAUGUGGUGGCUUUUGAAUAUCUCUAUGUCCAAAGCUGUAAUGAUGUGGUGCGGGAGCGUUUCGGUCCUGAGCUGAAGUAUGAAGCUGUUUUUCAUCUUGCUGCUCUACAGAUGUACAUCCUCACCCUCACCAACCACCCGACACAGAAAGUCUCACUAAAGUACAUCCAGAAGCAGUGGGGUUUGGCUCAUUUCUUAUCUUCCUCAGUGCUCUCCAGCAUGAAGGAGAAGAACAUCAAGAAAGCUCUGACUCACAUACUGAAAACCAAUCAGAAUUUGGUGCCUCCCGGGAAAAAGCUUACUAUUUUGCAAGCGAAGGUUCACUACCUAAAGUAUCUCAGUGAUCUGCGACUGUACGGAGGAAGAGUAUUUAAAUCUCUUUUACUGCAUAUGGAAAAGCAAACAGAGGUCACAUUACUGGUGGGCCCGAGGUACGGUAUCAGUCAUGUCAUCAAUACCAAGACCAGUCUAGUGGCUCUGCUGGCAGACUUCAGCCAUGUUAACCGCAUCGAGAUCCUUACAGAGGACGAGGUCUACGUGCGGGUAGAACUACACGUGUUAGACGUCAAGCCUAUCACACUAAUAAUGGAGUCCAGUGAUGCCAUGAACUUGGCUUGUCUAACAGCUGGAUACUAUCGGCUUCUGGUGGAUUCUCGUCGCUCCAUCUUCAAUAUGGCUCACAGCAGCAGCACAGGUGAUAUGGACAGUGGCCAGGAUCCUAGAGAGCUUGAGUGGCCGUACAGCACCUCUUUAGGCACCAGUGAAGAGCUAUGCUUUCAAGAAAGCAGGGAUCCUUAUCAGGAUGGAUCUGAUUCCCCAGAGGACCAAGAAGCCGAAAAGACCACAACCUCUGCUUACGUCCCAGAGCCCCGUCUGCCCUUAUAUCCAGUCCAAAGUGCUGAAAGGUCACAAGUGACUAAAAUAACCCCCAAACCACCACCUUAUCCAUCUGCACGGCUCCAACCUCAGGACUCUCCUCGCAGUGCAAAGGUGUCCUUCAUUUUCAGAAACCCUCCUUUGCAACAUUUAAGCCCUCAGAACCUCGGCUACCACCGCCUGAUGGAUGAGAGUCCUGAAUCGCUGGAACGACCUGCUUUCAUGAAUAAUGAUUUGGCUUUUACCACUCAGAUGAGAUCACAUGUCUACAGUAAUAUUGGUGAGGGCGAAAUCUUCGGCAGCGCUGAAGGUAUAGAGGAGCCUCUGCUGAGAGAACUGUGCUAUGCUGAGACCACUGAUGAUGUGGAGGAUGAGGAUGAAGCUAGCUGUGAAGAGGACACGCCCGCUACCCCCGGAGAGGGGGAAUUGGGACUGCCGACAAGUAAAGCAACGCUCCUCACUCUGUCCGGCUCCAGUGACGAUAUCAUAGACUUGACUACACUUCCGCCCCCGGAGGGAGAUGACGACGACGAAGAAAACGAUUCAAUUCUCCUCUCUCUAAACAUGGCCAUCGCUGCACCACCACCUGGGUUCAGAGACAGCUCCGAUGAGGAGGGCACCGAGGGCAAAAUCAGAGCUCAAAGAUCCUGUGAUAAUGAGAGUAUCCCUGUGUCCUUGAUUGAUGCUGUCUCUGCACAUGGGGAGGGCAGCAGUGUCAGGACCCUGGAUCAUGCUGUUGUGAACACACUGCAAGCGCUGGAAACACUCGCUGUAUCUGAGGAGGCCAACCACAGUCAGUCUAACAAUAUUACAGGUAAUGGUAUAGUACGAGCUUUUAGUCCAGAGUCCUCAUCAGAUUCAGGAAACGAGACCAACUCCUCAGAGAUGACCGAAAGCUCAGAGCAGGCUGCAGCCCAAAGACUCUCAGAUGCCAUGCGUCUCCUGGUGGCCACCACCGAGGGCUUCCAGCCCCUUCAGAUGGAGAAGACAGAAUUUCCUGUCUCACCUUGCAAUAGGGGGUCCAUUCCAAAGCCACCGCGCAGUCCGGCAAGAAACAGACAGGCAGAGGUUCAGUCUACAGCGGUGCCUUUAAAGCAUAACUUAUCUUUAUCUAAUACUCUAGAUAUGGGGCAAGGAACAUCGGAAAAUAGGUCCUUGGGCAAAUAUAUGGUUAAAGCACAUUCAAGCACUCUUCUGAAUACUGGUAAGCGAUCCAAAGCAACAACCAGUGGGAAUAAACUAAACAGGAAAGUAAUAGAACCCCCUGGGAAAUACAACACCUUUAGUGGGAGAGAAAUGAACAGAAGGAGUCAGAUAAGUGUGGACAGAAAACUCUGCGAGAGGUUCCAAGUGCGACCGCCCCUGCAAGAAAAUGAGCCCACUGUGACUCAGGUUGCAGAAUCACAUGGUUCAAGAGAGAACCAAACCAGCAGUAGCAAUACUCUCAAGGUUAGUCAGGGGGAGCAACAGCCUCCUGCAGGCACUCUCUCCCCUGCAAGGAAGCUUCAGAAUACCGAACAGCCUGAAUCUUACAAGGACGAUCAACAGAGCCAUCCACCACUGAGACCGGGAAUGGCACGACUUUGUGAAUACCACCUAGCCAAGCGGAUCUCCUCUCUGCAAACCGAAGGACAAGGUUCACUACAGGGUUCUCAGUCUUCCUCUCUGGAUGCAGGCUGCAGCUCUGGAAGCAGUGCCUGCGCGACCCCAACGGACUCCCCGAUCUGUGGCCCGGACUGCAAGAACCCAUUCUCUGGAUCCUCGUCCUCCCUCCUGCUCACGUCAAGGGAGCUGCAUCCUCACGCCGACCCUGGUCUCCUGAGAAAGAUGCUGCCAAAUGUACAUCCUGCUGGAUCGGACCCAUCCCUCAGUGCCCGGCCAUCAAAAAUCAAGGAAACUACAGGUACAGCUCGAAGGAGCAACCUUCUCAGUGAUCUGCAUGCAAAACUGGGCAGUGUAAAAAGUCUUAACACAAAGGAGGAAAGUGAGGCUUAUUAUAGGCGGUUAAUAAACUAUUUAACAGUCAGCCAGAUGCAUCAGGGGGGCAAGCUGUACAGGGCGGGAUUAGGGGGAGGCAAAAGGGACAGCAGAAGGCAUGUACCCAAUACCUCUCUAUUUUUAGACCUGGUUAAAGGUAAAGGAAACAUGGUUGCCAAAUGUCCCUGCAUGCCACCCUCACCCUCACACCUCCUCAACCCGAAUGUAGUGCACCACGCUACAACUUCUUAUAGAGUAAACAAAAUCCCAGGGCCAAGAAUGUACCACUCAUCCACCUUGCCUACUAAGUUGAAGAGGAGUCCUGACUUGCAUGCUCAGAGACCCAACAGCAACCUUGAAAUGAGGCCCAGUCUUUCUGAAAGGAGAGGGUCAUUUUCUGGCCUCAGGUGCGAGUUAGAGAAAGGUUAUAAUCCUGAUCAGUUCUUGUCCCUGAAUAGGUACCAUGGUGAGAACAUACCCAAUGCCAGCACAGAGGACUGGCUCAAGUCUGACUGCAGGAAGAGACUUUCUAUCCAACAGACGCUUAAUGAUUCUCUUUGUCUCUCUAGUGUAGCUGGCACAGGACACCGUGGAAUGCUGUUGGGAGGAAGAGAAGAGCCAUCUGCCAAUUUUCCAAGGUGUGUUAAAUUGUGUGCCAGCCUGCCGCCACCCCCACCACCUCCUCCGCAAAUACCUGCGCCGCCGCCGCCACCACCUCCUCAACCACCGCAAUUAAGUCUGUCCAGGAGUGCCAAUUACACUGUGCUAACAAAAGAGCCAGUCGUCAUACCAAAAAAUAACCAAAUAACUACGGAAGUGCUGCAUCAGUGUGACUCCAAAAACGACAGUCUAAACCGGGGCAGGGAGCUUAGAAGAAGUUCUAGUACAACCACGGGCUGUGGGAGUAUUGAGGCACUGUUGGAGAAAGCAAGGGCACCAUCGUUGGGCAGACUUCAACAGGACAACAGACUUCAAUUCCAAGCCACUGAUGGGCAACUACAGAGAAGACCUACCAAAAAAAAGCUUUCCAAAAGCCUUUCCCAGGGGUCACUGGCAUCUCAGACAAUGUGCUGGUCUGUCAGCAACAAAGCCUCUGAAAUUCUUGCAGGGCAAAAAGAUGCCAGGCAUGUGAGGGCUGCACAGAAGCUGGAUAUGAAUCCCUGGACGUGCAAUGGUCCAUUUAGCUACUGUUUCUUCAAAAGGAAAGGCCCGACAGAAGAGGAUGAAGGAGAUACGGAAGCCAGACAAAGAAGGCAGCUUGAAGCAGGACCGUUCCAAAACGACCCGAACUCUUUCCUAGAAAUGGCAGCAGAGCAGUUGUAUGGGGAAGUUUUGAACAACAUGAGCUUCGGGGACAGACUGUCCCGUAUAAAUGCACUAAAGGAUCACAAAUAUGUGUUCCCUACGGUUUUCCUUGAUGUUAGAAGACAGGCAAGUGAGCUGAUUGCCGUGGUGCGCUCGAGUGUGGGUAGAAGCGAUAGAGGAAGCCCGCCGAUGGAGGUAGAGGAGCUAGCACAGUACAAGCAGAUGCUGGCGAUCGAAUCCAGUAAACUUGGACAGGCAUGCCAAAUGAUGUCCCAGGCACACAGGAGCCCAGAGGAGAUGUUGCUGGCAGUCACUCGCAGUUUUCAGGUGCUUUGCUGCUUAUCUGAGAUCUGCAUGUGCCUGGUUCGUGGCCUCGGAGCAUCAGCCAGUCAGCAGCAGCGUGAGGUUGUUGCUAAGGUUGAUGAAGUGGUCAUGAAUUAUAUCUGUUUGCUCCGUGCAGCCGAGGCAGCCUCGGGGGGUGCCCCCGGGGACCAGAGUCUUAAAGCACUGGCUAGCCAUUCCAGCACCAUGUCGGCUAUCGUCAACACGCUUACCCGCUCGCUUAAGACGCUGCUCAGCAAGUAGGAAUCCUCAGUUUCUAAGUCAGUCUUUAUUAGCAAAGCCAUAAAUGGACAACGGGGGGAACUGAAAACCCCCAAAGUACUGUAAGAUAUACUACUGUGGCGUGCAUAUUUAUUUUCUAUAGUACUAUGUAUAUAUGUAUACAUUUUAAAUAUAUACAAACUAUAGAACUUUCCA